UGAACCUGAAACAAGCCCCCGUGACGGGUUUGAAACCGACGAACAACGAACGACUGCCGACAUCCGCCGACGCCGAACUCAGCUCGUAAUUGACCCGCCCAACUUUCGGUGCUUCGCGCCUGCGUGUUUGCUCCUUUUCAAAAACCCCCAAUAUAUAUCACCAAGUCAGCACGAUGCCUUUCUGGGGAUCAAAGUCUUCCCAAACUCCGGCGGAGAGUGACGCCAGCUCUAAUGAUGCAUCCACUCCCCAGAACGAUCCCGUGGCGUCAGCCUCGCAGGCGGCGGGCACUGCUUGGCUCGCUGGCCAUCUGCACCAUUUGACUGACGACCAGGAAAAGAAGCUGGAGGAUUUCAAGAAGCUGUGUAAGGAAAGAGGCUACUACAAGCCUGAACGGGACGGAGAGAAGGCGAGCCAUGAUGAUGCGACGAUGCUGCGCUUCCUUCGCGCACGCAAGUUUGAUAUCGAGGGUGCUUGGGGCCAGUUCAAGGAUACAGAGGAUUGGCGUCGGGACAAUGCCAUCGAGUCGCUGUACGAGAACAUCGAAGUGGACUCGUACGAUGCUGCCAGGCGGAUGUACCCGCAAUGGACCGGUCGUCGAGACCGCCGCGGUAUUCCCGUUUAUGUUUUCGAGAUCAAGCACCUGAACAGCAAGAACAUGGCCGCAUACAACUCAACCAUGUCCUCUUCCGCCUCGACUGCCGAGACGCACCAGUCCUCUACGGUCCCGCAGCGUCUCCUGCGCCUUUUCGCUCUUUACGAGAACCUCCUCAACUUUGUCAUGCCAUUGUGUUCGCAGCUCUCUCGCCCGAACCCGGAAACGCCUAUUGUCACAUCAACCAACAUUGUCGAUGUUAGCGGGGUUGGGCUCAAGCAGUUCUGGAACCUGAAGGGACACAUGCAAGAUGCUAGUGUCCUGGCCACUGCCCAUUAUCCCGAGACAUUGGACCGGAUCUUCAUCAUCGGCGCCCCCUCUUUCUUCCCCACCGUCUGGGGCUGGAUCAAGCGCUGGUUCGACCCAGGCACCACCUCGAAGAUCUUCAUCCUCUCCGCCGCCGAAGUAAAACCCACUCUGACCUCCUUCAUGGACCCCUCCAGCAUCCCUAAGCAGUACGGCGGCGAGCUGGACUGGCAGUGGGGCGACAUGCCCUACCUCGACGAAGAAGCCCGCAAGCUCGUUGGGGUUCUGGAAACCUCUCCUACCGAGGGAGAAACCAAGCCUGGCUUCAUCAAGGGCCCAGUUUUGUUCAAGGGCGACCAUGUCGAGGUCCUCGGAAAGGUGAACGGUGAGAGCCGAAAAUCCAAUGUCCCUGUUGGUGCGUCUCCAGCAGAGUCGAGCAACGGCACCGCUCCUGUCCAGGCUGAAAAGCCCACCGAGCAGGAGCAAGCGCUGCCUGAACCUGGCAGUGAAAACGAGAAGGUGGCGUCUUCGGAGACAGAGACGGCAGCCAACGGGGAGAAUGCCCCUGCGCAAACAGUGGCUGCUUAAUCCACUUCUCUUCACAACAUUACUACAUAUUACACUUUCAGAAUCUUCCAAUAUUCCCAUCCACCAUCAAGAUACUAAUCAGAGCGCCAUCGCUUACCUCCACCCACCCUAGAUUAUCUACCUCUCAUAACAACACAUUGCCGCAGCAUUAGAAAUCCUUCCUGGGCUAGGUUACUUACUUCAUAGGACACUGUCCACUUCACUUCCCUUCCUGUUAUCUGUUACAUACACACAUACACGCAUACAUCUUCAUCCUGUCCAAUUCCUUACCUGUGGCUUGAAAUAUCAUCUGUCUGAGCAGCAGCAGAACCAUAGAAAGAUGCAUAAUUAUUUCGGGGGAUCUUAUCAUUUAUUCAUUCUGAUUAAAUUAAUAUCCGUUCAUUGAAAC
Aspergillus sclerotioniger CBS 115572 is the source of this 1875-nucleotide messenger RNA. RefSeq names its product SEC14 family lipid-binding protein. Lineage: Eukaryota; Fungi; Ascomycota; Eurotiomycetes; Eurotiales; Aspergillaceae. The record is from RefSeq and is a predicted model, not a curated record. Bases 174 to 1487 code for a protein of 437 amino acids. The transcript is spliced from 4 exons.